Molecule: messenger RNA, 2841 nt
Organism: Hyla sarda
Lineage: Eukaryota; Metazoa; Chordata; Amphibia; Anura; Hylidae
Exons: 11
Coding region: 658-2841 (727 amino acids)
Source: RefSeq, a predicted model, not a curated record
AUUAGGGACACUGGAGCCAAUGUGGACACCUUGGAGCCACAAGCUACAUGAAAUGUUUGCACUCCUAUUGGUCAUGUUAGUCUAUCUUUGUGUAUAAAGGGCAGUUCUGAGAUCAGUUUAGGUCAGACUGGUGUUGGAAAUUCACUGACACUCUGAUCUUCAAUUUUGUGCUUUUUGGAACUCCGAACCAUUUUGUGCUUUUUGCGAUUACUUCAUUUGAGGAUUUUGAUAUCCUUUCCAUUUGUCUUUUGGCUACUACUGCAAAUUUUAUUGUUUUGGCUCCAAAAGGAAAAUCUUUAGGAUAUCAUGGAGUCUGUACCCAAAAUGUAAGUACAUGUAUUUGUUAUAAGUAUGUGUUUUAAAACGUAGACUAAAGUUGUAUAUACAAUAUGUGUUAUUGUAUCUUCAUUUAGCUAUGUUUUUACAAUCUUCAUUGCAGUGGUGGUACAUGGAAUGUAGGCUUAGUAUUGCAACCUAUAUUUUUAUAUAUAUAAAUACAGAUUGCAUUGCUUGUAAACACAGUAAUAUAUGCUUAUUUUAUAUAGUAAUAUUAUAUGCAUCUUAUUUUAUAUAUAAUUAUAUAUAGUUAGACUAAAGUUGUAUAAAUAAAUGAAUAAUCUAAAAAAUUUGUCUUAAAACAGCCAUAACAGAACUCCGAUGACAUGCCCUGUCUGCUGUAUGCCCAACAAGAGUCUCUCUACACAUCUGAAAAGAAAGUGUAUGAAGCUAGACACUGAGGAGGCCAGGAAAGCUGCAUUAGAAUCGGCCAAAAAAAUUCUGGUCAACAUAGCAUCGAAGGGCACUACCAUUUUUUAUGAUAAGAUCAUGUCUCUGGAAUCUCUGGAAAAUGUUGUACCCUUUCUAGAGGACAGGGGCUUUAUUAUAGCAGGCAAACCAACUUCAAACAGGAAUAUCAGACACGAGAGAACAUCUACCUCUCUGUCGGCUGCCACCUCCAUAUUGCAAGUAGCAGCCUCUCAAGUACAGCCAUUUCCCAUGGAAGACGAUGAGGACACAUUGCAACCUCAAGAGGAUUUGGAGGUCCCACAUGGCAAUGUGGAGCCUGAAGAAAACAUUGAAGAUGUUUCAGCCGAGACCGAGGACCAAUAUAUAGAAGAGAGAGCCAGCAUUUCAGAAGAAGACCAUGAGGAAGAGCAAAGAAGAAGAGAAGAUGGAGAAGUUGAGGACACUGAUGACAUCCUGGAUAGUCAGACACAGAGAAUCCUACAGACAAAAUGGACAGUGGAUACAAGAAAGAAGAUGAUGGCUGAGGGGUUGUACCAACGUCAUUCAUUAGACAACCCAAUGCUGAAGGGCUUUGCCUCCUAUCUGAAGGACACUUUGAAGGUCAAUAACUAUAAACAGGAGGUUGAAGAUGUUGCAAGAUUCCUUUUUUACAUGAACCCAAAGACUGUAAACCUGCAGUUCGUAAAGGAUGUGGAAAAGGCCAACUCCUUCUUUACCAAGCUAAGGGAUUUGAAUCUAGCAAACCAGACCAUCUUCAACUACCUGAAACAUGUCCGGAGGUUCAUGACCUAUCAGCUUAGAUCCACCAACCUCUUUACAAAACAUCCAACUUUGUAUAAGUCCUGCGAUUUCUUUCACAAAGUUACCGAAGACAUACAAAAGAGGUUGUCAAAAGGGAUUUCUAGAGAGGUUGUCAGCAAACGGUACCAGGCAUUGACAACCACUUCGAAGACACCCCAGGAAUGUCGCAGGCUUCUAGAUGUGGCAAAACCAUCAUUCAUACAGUGUUUAAAGGAUGUACAAGGUGGAAACACUGAUCGAACAGCAUAUCUAGAAAUAAUUUAUUAUUUGGAGGCCCUGCUUGUAUUGAAGCAUCUGCAAAGACCAGGGGUAGUGGAAAAUAUGACUGUUUCAGAGUGGAAAGAACGUAUCUCCCACUCAUAUAAUGGGGAGAAACUUUCUAUAAUUGGUGUUAAGCUACAUAAGACAGCUUCACAGCAAGUGGCUACUUUUGUGCUAAACAAGGAGGAAGAAAUGUGGUUUAAAGUCUACUUUGAAAAAGUGAGACCAAAUUUGGUACACAGAAACGCUCCAAAGGAAAACUUCUUCAUAUCGACUUCUGGAAAAGAAAUAUAUAAUGUUUCAAAUGACCUCUUGCGGUACCACAAGAAGUUCAAACUUCCGGAAAUCUCUAGCCAGCUUGUCAGAAGAGUUUGUGAGACAUGGACCGUUCCAAAUUAUUCUGAUUCAGAAAAGAAUAUGUUUGCCAAAUAUCUGGCGCAUACAAACCUCACGGCUGAAAGAAACUAUCUGGAAAAAACCCUUACAGAUAUUUGCCAUGGCUACCAGCUAGUAGUACAAGCAGGGCAAGUUAUGGAAAAUGAGCCACAAGCCAGCACCUCAAGAAAUCUGGAAUCGAGUCUCCUUCAUCCUGGCUUGCCCCAUGAUCAUCUUCUGGAUCCAAAGGAUGACGACAGCCAACAAGACGAGGACAAAACUUCCCAGGACACACUAAGUGACCAGGAUGAUACUGGCUGGACUUCAAGAGCAAAAGCUCCCUCAGUGCCAGCUAUGUCAACGAGGUCACAGAGGCAGAGGCAGGCAGCACCAGCAAGCUCGAUGUCAAGAAGAUCAAGGAAGCAGAGGCAGACACCAUCAGCAAGCUCUAAAGGACUGAAGAUUGCCGGAGAAGUACUAGGCUUCGAAGAAAAUGAGUCCAGCCAUGAUGAGAUCAAGACAACACUGACAGAGGCCAAAAUAAAGUUGGUUAAUGAUGUUGCAGUGAAUGUUCUGAUAUCAGAAGGACUGAAGAUUGCCGGAGAAGAAGUAGGCUUCGAAGAAAUGAGUCCAGCCAUGGAAGUGCAUGAAGCAUAG